UUCACUCACCUUGGCAAUACUUACACCAUGAAGGCAGAGGCUGUUUGCCUGUUCUUAAUGCUCAUACUGAUAUCCAGCUUUAAUGUGGAGUCAGUCUCAAAAAGCACAGUUGACUGCAGUGAUUUUAAAAAAUUACCAUCAGAAGAGGAAAGAGUCUGCACUGUAGAAUAUAUGCCAAUAUGUGGUUCAGAUGGGAAAACAUAUUCCAAUAAAUGUGAUUUCUGCUCUUCUGUUAAGAAAAGCAAUGACAAAAUCAAAUUUGUACAUAUGGGGAAGUGUUGAAUUAAAGCAUUAACUCCAAAAUUUCUUCUUCAAAUGCUUUUAUUUCCUGCUAGAAGAUAAAGCACAAGACAUCUCUUAUUUCCAGAAGAUUCUCUUUCAGAAUGUUGGAUUUUCAGCCUUGCUUGAAGUUCUAUAUUGAAGAAUAAAGGAAACUGCAUUAA
Messenger RNA from Gracilinanus agilis (Agile Gracile Mouse Opossum), 443 nucleotides. It is a transcript of the gene SPINK9, whose product is annotated as serine peptidase inhibitor Kazal type 9. Gene Ontology annotation, molecular function: protein binding; serine-type endopeptidase inhibitor activity. Lineage: Eukaryota; Metazoa; Chordata; Mammalia; Didelphimorphia; Didelphidae. The transcript has 4 exons. The record is from RefSeq and is a predicted model, not a curated record. Bases 28 to 282 code for a protein of 84 amino acids.